This is a messenger RNA of Candidula unifasciata, 270 nucleotides long. The record is from the annotation of a GenBank genome assembly. Lineage: Eukaryota; Metazoa; Mollusca; Gastropoda; Stylommatophora; Geomitridae.
AUGUCGUUCAGAGAUUCCGAAACAAUAUUUGACGAUGAUCCUUGUAUCAAGGAGUACCUGCUGACCAAAAAGUGUAUGGGGGAGAAAGGCCACGAGCACUGUCAAGAUGUCUUGAGGAAUUACGAACACUGCCGAUACUUUUGGUCGUGGAUCGAGUCCAUGCGAGACCAGGAAGGCAUCAAACCAGCCAUGCCACCCCCAGAGGAGCGAGAGGAGGUCAAACAAAGAUAUCUGCCCUUGCUGAAGCCUCCAUCGCCGCGUUUACCUUGA